Messenger RNA from Lineus longissimus, 2122 nucleotides. RefSeq names its product centrin-3-like. The coding region runs from base 68 to 571 and encodes 167 amino acids. Gene Ontology annotation, biological process: spindle pole body duplication. Gene Ontology annotation, molecular function: microtubule binding; calcium ion binding. Lineage: Eukaryota; Metazoa; Nemertea; Pilidiophora; Heteronemertea; Lineidae. Gene Ontology annotation, cellular component: microtubule organizing center. The record is from RefSeq and is a predicted model, not a curated record. The transcript is spliced from 6 exons.
UGCAACUACCGCCAUUUUCCGAAUUUACAGAUUUUUAUCUUCAGUUUUUGUCGAAUUACUGACAAACAUGAGUUUAUCUUUGAGAGCCGACUUUGCACCAGAUAAGGGAAAAAGACGCAAGCGACGUGAACUUGCCGAGGAACAGAAACAGGAGAUUCGAGAGGCAUUUGAAUUAUUCGACACUGACAAAGAUCGGGCCAUUGACUAUCAUGAACUUAAGGUUGCGAUGAGAGCGUUGGGUUUCGAUGUAAAGAAGGCCGAUGUUUUAAAAGUUCUACGUGAUUACGACCGAGAGGCAUCGGGAAAGAUACAGUUUGAUGAUUUCAAUGAAGUCAUGACGGACAUGAUGUUGGAGAGAGAUCCUCAAGAGGAGAUUAUGAAAGCUUUCAAACUUUUCGACGAUGAUGACUCGGGGAAAAUCAGUCUUAGAAAUUUACGACGGGUAGCUAGGGAACUUGGUGAAAACAUGACUGAUGAAGAAUUACGGGCGAUGAUUGAUGAAUUUGACAGAGAUGGGGAUGGCGAAAUUAAUGAAGGCGAAUUCCUCUCCAUCAUGACCGGCGACACGUAAAGCACAGAGUCGUUACAGCCUAUUGGAUAAAUCAAUUUAAAUCUCAUGAACAAUAUUAGUAUUAUUAGAUAUUUCAUGUUUUUUUAUGUCAAAUUGGAUGAUUCAUUCUACAUAAGUCCUGAAGUAUAUGGUGAACCGUUUUAUUUUUGUGGAUUUCGUGAAAGAUUGAUUGGCAAAAAUAAAAAAUGGGGAAAAUAAAAUGGAGAAUUUUUUUAAAAUUUGUUAUUUAAAAAAUGGAAAGAUAUUUCGUAAUCCACCAAAAUAUCAAAAAUUUGGAAAAUUUAUACAUUUUUUUCAUUUUUUUUCAUAUUUCCAAUAACUUGUUGAAUUAAAAGCAUUUAGAUUGGAAGCUCCCUUAGCGGACACCUCUCUAUUAAGGACAAUCUCUCUAUCAAGGACACUUUUUUGUCCGAAAUUGGUUGCUACCCUUCAAUUUGACCUCUCUUAUCAGGACACCUCUCUAUUAAGGGCAGCUUUGUCAGUCCAAGCAGUGUUCAUAAUAGAGAGGUUCUACAGUAUUUGAGCUUUACCCUCAAGUCCAAGAAAUAGAUCUGUUUUAUGCUAAUCCAAUGUUGCUGGUUGACAACUGGAGGAGGAUUUGCUUUUGGAGAGGAUGUUCGGUUUGUGUUCAAUUCCAAAAUUUCAAAAACGUGUAGAGAUGGAUUCCUGUUUCUAGACAUUGGCCACCUCUAUUGAAUGAAUGUUGUAUUGAAAUAGCACUGAAUGCCAGAAUGGUUUGAUGUGUGAUGUGUUCAUAUGUGUACAUGUUGUUAUAAGUGUAUUGUAAUUUGUGUCUUACCAUGUUAAGGAAUUGAUACUGAACUUGGGGUUUUCGUUGUUACACCAAAUACCGCAAGAGAGCAAAAAUGUUGGCCAAGUGUUGUAGAAAUGAAAAUAUUCCAUUUUCUUUGGUACACAUUGUAUUGUACAGGCUGGUCACCGAUCCAAAGGUUGACCGCGCUCAACGUUGCCUGACUUCCACUCUGGGGCCAACGCGCCAACCACUGGGCCAUAAAGGAAUUCCCUCAUGGCUGGCGGGUUAAGCCGUGCCAUAUACCUGGGGGUACUAUACACAUAAAUGCCUUGGUUGAAAUUUCUCGGUUUUCUGUCACUCAGCCUGUGUCCAUGCACGAAAUACCUGAAAAUACAUUUGAAGAUAAAUUGUUCGGACUUACGGAUUAACAAUCUUGAGACAAAUUGAAUUUAUCUUUAGUGAUGUUAUCCGCAUUCCCAUUAGUUGUCUUGUAUUACAUUUGAUGGUGCUGGUUCGCCUCAUAUUUACCUGACCUCAUUAUGCCCGCAUGACGGGUAAUUUGCUGAACGUACUCAAAAUGCCACCAGUAGUUUGAGUAAUUAAUGAUUUCCUGCGACAAUUCAGACUAUGAGGAAAAAUCUCCUGAGAGAACCUGCUUUGUUGAAGCAAUAAUAUGACGAGAAAUCCCACCAAUUUUGUAAGAUGUCCAUAAUUUUGUCAGAUGUUCACUUAUUCAUCAUCUUUCUCACAUUUCAUUUUUGUACCCACUGCCACAAAAUAAAUGUUUUAUAAAUCAA